AAAAAAAAAGAAAAACCUCCCAGUUGAAAAAAUCUAUUUUGGUUUUUUUUUCUGUCUAUUCCAUCCAAAGAAUACACAAAAAAGAACCAAAAAGAAAAAAUACACAUAAAAGGACAUUGGCCGUGAACUCGAUAAAAAUAAUAUUUUGUUUGCUUAAAGCAAACAAGGAAAUGAACAAUUUUGACAAAAAGUUCUUUAAACAAAAAUAAAUCAAGAACUUCCAAAAUACAAAACAAGAAAAAUUAAAAAGAAAAAUUAUAAAAAUGGACAACCAAGGGACACCGACUAAAAAACAACUAGCAGAUAUGCACGAGAUGUUGCAUAAUCCAAAGGUGGACUAUACGAUUAUUCGUGGAAAGAAUGUCCUCGUUAGUCCCACCGAACAGCAAUAUGAAUUGCUAAGGAAACGUCUUGAGGAACGUACUCUAGACAGCCGAGGAGAAACUAUUUAUGAGAUUGGUGUUGGUGAAGAUGGAAGCGACAGUGGACUUGACGAAGAAGAAUAUUCAGCUUCUGUUGCCACUUUACAAUCUCUUGCAACAACUAUUGACGCCGAUAUGGUUCUAUUAAGACAAAGAAAAGGUGAGAAAGGUCUAACUGGGCAAUAUUUGAUAAGAAAACGAGUUGACACAUCGGACUUUAUGGAAAUCCGAGUCGCAGUUGUUGGUAAUGUGGAUGCAGGAAAAUCCACUUUGCUGGGAGUUCUGACACAUGGGGAAUUGGAUAAUGGACGUGGUCAUGCCAGACAGAGGCUAUUCCGUCACAAACACGAAAUGGAAAGCGGACGAACUAGUUCCGUUGGAAAUGAUAUUUUAGGAUUUGAUAGCAUAGGAAACGUGGUAAACAAACCCGAUCAUGGAACUCUUGACUGGGUUAAGAUCUGUGAGAAGUCAGCCAAGGUAAUUACAUUCAUCGAUUUGGCAGGCCAUGAGCGCUAUCUUAAGACCACUGUCUUUGGAAUGACUGGACAUGCUCCAGAUUUUGGAAUGCUGAUGAUUGGAGCAAAUGCUGGUAUUGUUGGAAUGACAAAGGAACAUCUUGGCCUCGCAUUAGCUCUCUCCGUUCCUGUUUUUGUUGUUGUGACCAAAAUCGAUAUGUGUCCUCCAAAUGUUCUACAAGAUAAUCUUAAGUUACUUUUUAAGAUCCUAAAAUCACAAGGUUGUCGAAAAGUUCCGGUUAUGGUAAAGACUCCAGACGAAGUUGUCCUGAGUGCAACAAAUUUUGUCUCUGAAAGGCUAUGUCCCAUAUUUUUGGUCUCCAAUGUAUCUGGAGAAAAUCUUCAUCUGCUAAAGAUGUUUUUGAACUUGUUGAGCACACGAAUGGCUGGUCAGGAUGAUCAACCAGCUGAAUUCCAAAUCGAUGAUACAUACUCUGUGCCAGGAGUGGGAACUGUAGUCUCUGGUACUUGUCUACAGGGAGUAAUUAAGUUGAACGAUGUCUUAAUGUUGGGACCAGAUCCACUUGGGCAGUUUAUACCCAUUGCCAUUAAGAGUAUCCACCGAAAGAGGAUGAAUGUGAAAGAAGUGCGAGGUGGUCAGACGGCUAGUUUUUCGCUAAAGAAAAUCAAACGAUCUCAAAUAAGAAAAGGAAUGGUUAUGGUUAGUCCGGAAUUGAAGCCACAUGCAUGUUGGGAAUUUGAGGGAGAGAUUUUGGUUCUACACCAUCCUACAACGAUAUCAUCGCGCUACCAAGCAAUGGUCCAUUGUGGUAGCAUCAGACAGACAGCCUCCAUUCUGACAAUGUCCAAGGAGUGUCUCCGAACAGGAGAUAAGGCUCAUGUGAAAUUCCGAUUCAUCAAGCAUCCGGAGUACAUUCGACCGGGCCAGCGAAUGGUCUUCCGAGAAGGUCGAACAAAAGCAGUUGGAAAUGUUUUAAAACCGAUUACCAAUUCAGUACCAGUCCAGCACCGACCAAAGCCGAAUAAAAUGCAAGCACGUGGCCAGCAGAAUCAGAAUCCAAAUGUGCAGGCUGCUGCAGCAUCUAAAGAUCAUCAUCAGCAACAUCAACAGCAAUCUGAUCAUAAGCAGAAUUUGGAUGGCGUUUUGGAGGUCAGUGUAGACAAAAGAGACUUUUCCAGUUCGAAUGUGCGUGGUGGGAAGCGAACAAAACGACCAACCGGGUCACAAGGAGGCGGUGGAGGAGGAGGAGGAGGAGUUUCGUCUAAUUCAGCAUCAGCUACGACGACACCGUCACAAAAUACGUCACAAAAUCAAUCAACUUCACAUAUCUCUGCCAAGGUGCAGUAAG
This is a messenger RNA of Episyrphus balteatus (marmalade hoverfly), 2247 nucleotides long. It is a transcript of the gene GTPBP1, whose product is annotated as GTP-binding protein 1. The record is from RefSeq and is a predicted model, not a curated record. Gene Ontology annotation, molecular function: GTPase activity; GTP binding; translation elongation factor activity. Lineage: Eukaryota; Metazoa; Arthropoda; Insecta; Diptera; Syrphidae. Bases 264 to 2246 code for a protein of 660 amino acids. The transcript is spliced from 6 exons. Gene Ontology annotation, biological process: translational elongation.